AUGGAGUCCGUGUCAAUCCCUUCACUAGUUGCAGGACUUAUUGACUGUGUAGCCCAGUUAAUAAGGAUAGCAGAGGAGCUGUUGCAGUUUAUCUCACAGGAACAAGCUCCCUCUGUCCAGCAGAAUGUUAGAGCAGAAGAGGCGGAAGCAGUCGCCCCUCCUCCUGGGGAAGAUUUCCUACCAGAUCUUGCUGAUCUUUCUGAUUUAGAAUCAAUACUGUCAGUCAGAGAAGAUGAAGACCUAAUCCUUGAUAUGGAUGAAACUAUGAUCGAUAUGAACAGCAUAUAUGAGGAUAUACUCCUUGAAAUAAGUGAUGAUACAGAAAGUGAGUAA
Messenger RNA from Psammomys obesus (fat sand rat), 333 nucleotides. RefSeq names its product TRPC5 opposite strand (gene Trpc5os). The coding region runs from base 1 to 333 and encodes 110 amino acids. The record is from RefSeq and is a predicted model, not a curated record. NCBI's taxonomy places the organism in Eukaryota, Metazoa, Chordata, Mammalia, Rodentia, Muridae. The transcript has a single exon.